CUCCAGGCGCUGUUCGCCCAGGUGGCCGCCCAACAGCAGCGAGCCGGGGGCGGCCAUCGGGCCGAGGACCUCUUCGCGGAGUGGCUGGGCGACGGGCCCGCAGGCGGCUUGGACGCCGAGGUCGACGCUGCCUCGGGCGAGCCGGAGGGCGACGACGGAGAGGAGAGUGACAGCGAAGAGAUCGACGUCGGCCCGCUGCAGGCGCUGCUGACCGACAACGCGGCCUUCUUCGAGGCUUGCGAGGCCGCGGUGGCUCUCGCUGGGACCAGCUCCUCUGGCCCUGGCCCACCGACCCUGGACAGCCCGGCGGCCCUCCGCGUGGCGCUCAACGAGGUGUGCAGGAGGGUGGCGAUCGAGGCGGUGGACGAGGAGGAGUCGAAGGAGCUCUUCGACGGUCCCAUGGACCCUGGGGUCUUCUACGUGUUCGCGAGGGAGUACUUCAGUUCCAUUAGUCGCGCGCUGACCAUGGACAUAGACGCGCUCCCCCCCGCUGGCCCGUCGUAG
This is a messenger RNA of Prorocentrum cordatum, 504 nucleotides long. Lineage: Eukaryota; Dinophyceae; Prorocentrales; Prorocentraceae. The record is from the annotation of a GenBank genome assembly.